This is a messenger RNA of Protobothrops mucrosquamatus (brown spotted pit viper), 1284 nucleotides long. Its product is annotated as zinc finger and SCAN domain-containing protein 2-like. The transcript has 6 exons. The record is from RefSeq and is a predicted model, not a curated record. Lineage: Eukaryota; Metazoa; Chordata; Lepidosauria; Squamata; Viperidae. Gene Ontology annotation, biological process: regulation of cytokine production; negative regulation of transcription by RNA polymerase II; regulation of immune system process. Bases 1 to 1284 code for a protein of 427 amino acids.
AUGGGGAAUUUCAUGAUUGAACGGAUAUUUGAAGUUGGAUCUCUGGAAUGUCCGAUGAAUCAUAAUUAUUACAAAGAGGAUGGCAAUAAGAGCACUCUGGAGAACAAAGUAAUUCACACAGGAGAGAAACCAUAUGCGUGUCCAGUUUGUGAGAAACGUUUCGCUAAACCCUUUGAAUGUUCGGAUUGUGGGAAAUCUUUCACUCGGAAUUCCAGCCUGGUGAUACACCAGAAAACUCACACCAGAGAGAAACACUUUGAAUGUCCUGAGUGUGGGAAAGGUUUCAGUUGCAGUUCCAAACUGGUAGUACACCAGAGGACUCACACAGGAGAGAAACCCUUUGAAUGUUUGGAUUGUGGGAAAUGUUUCAAUCAGAAUUCCCACCUGGUGACACAUCUGGUGAGACACCAGAUGACUCACACAGGAGAGAAACCGUUUCAGUGUCCACAGUGUGGGAAAAGUUUCAGUCAGAAUUCCAGCCUGGUGAACCACCAGAGGACUCACACAGGAGAGAAACCCUUUGAAUGUCCUGAUUGUGGGAAACGUUUCAGUCAGAAUUCCCACCUGGUGAAACAUCAGAGGACUCAUACAGGAGAGAAACCCUUUGAAUGUCCUGAUUGUGGGAAACGUUUCAGUCAGAAUUCCCACCUGGUAAUCCACCAGAGGAUUCACACAGGAGAGAAACCCUUUGAAUGUCCUGUUUAUGGGAAACAUUUUACUCAAAAUUUCAGUCUUCUGACACACCAGAGAACUCACACAGGUGAGAAACACUUUGAAUGUCCUGAAUGUGGGAAAAGUUUCAGUCAUAAUUCCAAUCUGGUGAUACACCAGAGGACUCACACAGGAGAGAAACCAUAUAAGUGUCCACUUUGUGGGAAAAAUUUUAUUGUAAAUUCCCACCUGGUGAGACACCAGAGAACUCACACAGGCGAGAAACCCUUUGAAUGUCCUGAAUGUGGGAAAUGUUUCAGUCAGAAUUCCAACCUGGUGAUACACCAGAGGACUCACACAGGAGAGAAACUCUUUGAAUGUCCUGAUUGUGGGAAAAGGUUCACUAAGAAUUCCCUCCUGGUGAUACACCAGAGGACUCAUACAGGAGAGAAACCGUUUACGUGUCCACUUUGUGGGGAAAGUUUCGUUGCAAAUUCCCUCCUGGUGAUACACCAGAGGACUAGGACUCACACAGGAGAGAAACUGCAUGAGUGUCGAGAGUGUGGGAAAAGUUUCUGUUACACUUCUCUGCUUGUAAAACACCAGAGGACGCAUGCAGGAGAAAAACCGUAA